AUGUCCUCUCUUCAUUUCUAUAAGUUAUCGACAGGGAACCAAACAAAGAUGGCUACUGGUGCACGCUAUCUUCACUUUUUGCUUGCCUUUGUUUUGCUCUCGAUCUUGCAGUGUAGUUUCGCUGAUGAAUCGUCGGGUAUCUUAGAUGAGUGCAAGGAAAGCUGUGAGCGGAGCUACCCGUUACAUACAUACCCAAAGGAAGAACCUUCGCUUGCUUGUAAGCAAGGUUGCCGGCUAUCUGCUAUAGCACAAUUGAAGGCUGGAUACUCAACCUCCGAAAAUUUUACAGCAGUCUGUGUAUCAGGUAAGCUUGUAGUCCGUUAUAUAAGCCAUGCUUUCAGUUUGGCUAGAUCUUAUUCUUCACUGAAAGAUACCAACUUAUUAACUCUGCACACAGCAAGAGUCAAAGUUUAUGCAAAGUACAUAAAUUUAUUUCAGGAGAGAAUGCCAGAUCAAUGGAGUUUCAGGACUUACAUGGUGUAUGUUUACCCAGUUUUGGACGUCAGCAAGUAUUGCCGUGGGUUCAUGAACAGAGUUGGAUAUUACUACAGGAUGUCAUCGUCCUAUUAUUACAGCUAUGGAGAUAGCAAUGGUGUCAGCAUAAUUGAAAUCAAUGAACCACCACGAGAGUUUAUCACAGUACAAAAGUUUGAUGAAAUAGAUGUUAUUGAGAAUGACGAUCCACAAGUAGCCAGAUACAGUGAUGACAGUGAUGAUUCAUACUCUAGCAUUGUUGUUAAUAGAGGACACCAGUGGCUUCAAUGUGUUUCACAGCGUUCAGGCCUUCCAUUCUGGUUGUUAUCGUCUACCCUUUUCCUGUCCAUUUUCUUCUUGAUAUGGUUAUGUUGCGCUACAGCGACUACUACUCCAAGAGAAAAGGGCAAGGCAUCUGUUGUCGGUGAGCUUAUGUUGUUAGAUGAUGAUAGUCUGUUGGAGAAAAUGCCGCUGGUUACAACUGAUGAGAAUGAGGAAGCAGGCCCACUUCCUGUCAAACUACACAUUGAUGCAACAGUGCUGUAAUGGAAAUUUGAUCUGCAAGUCAUAUGGCUGUGAUCCAUGAAGUGGGAAAUAGUUACUUAGUUUAUGUCUGAAUGGGACUUCAGCUUCCUUACUCACUCCAUGUUGGUGCAGGCCUAUACAGAUUAAGCAUGGCUACCACAUAAAUUUAAUGAUGUUGUUUACUUGCCUCAAAGAAAAAGUUUCAUAGAAUUAGUUAAACCUUAUUCUUUUUACUCCUCUUCAGUCACAGCAUAUAAAUUAUAGUUCAUCUUAUCCUCUCUGGUACAAAAUAAUCUUUGUUUGUAAAAGGAAUUACCUAUAAUGAUGAAUCACAAUAGUGGUUUACUUCGAGAGGGACUUGUAAAAGACUGUUUUUUUCCGGUUUGUUUGUUUUUCCUUUUCUUUUUGCACACAGCUGAUGCUCAUAUGCUGUAACUGGAACACUUCUUAAAGGGUUUACUAACUACAAGUAUGAAUGAUAAAAAUUUCUGAAGCUAAUUAGAAUUUUGGACAAGAAGAUUGUUGGAAGAUUAAUGCUAUCAAUGUUUCGAAAGUAGUGACUGAGUAGUUAUGGAAUGAAUCCUCUUUUAUGCCUUGUAACUUAUUUCUGUAAAUAGAAUCAACAACACAGCUUAACUAUUGCAUAGUAGGGAGAGAUGUUUAAGUAAAUAUUUUAACUGCACAGUUUUCGACUUAAAUCACUGUAUUUUGACCUAAAAGACAUGCUCAGGAUUAUUCAGGAUUAUUAGAGGUUAGUGUUAGAAAGUUCCUCUCUUGCAAAAUGUCACUUCCAACAUAUAAUCUCAUAAUAUGAAAGUUAAGGCGUGAAGAUACCCAACUUCUCAUGAAUAAUAAUGUGUACUCUGUUGAUCUAGAUUGUCAUUACUCUGAAUGAAGAUGUUUUUUUUUCCUCUCUCUUUCUUUAAUUUUCCCCUUUAUUUUAAUUUGGUUAUGUAAUUUAUUAAUAAAGUUUGCAUUUAGGAGGGUAAGAGAGGGUUUUAUAAAUAAUGAGCUUAAUUUGCAUGAGUUGAACUUUUGGAAUGUAAAACAAUUAAAGAGGUUCAAAACCAAACAAAAAAAAAAACAACAUUGCUUAGUACGUAGAUUAUUGUAAAAAUCUUGCAUAACUCUACAUGAAUUUUGAUGGUUCUGACCCAUUAUUUAUCAGAGAAUAAACACGCAGGUAGAUGGUACAUCAAAA
Messenger RNA from Pocillopora damicornis (cauliflower coral), 2200 nucleotides. RefSeq names its product transmembrane protein 59. The record is from RefSeq and is a predicted model, not a curated record. NCBI's taxonomy places the organism in Eukaryota, Metazoa, Cnidaria, Anthozoa, Scleractinia, Pocilloporidae.